Molecule: messenger RNA, 627 nt
Organism: Desarmillaria tabescens
Lineage: Eukaryota; Fungi; Basidiomycota; Agaricomycetes; Agaricales; Physalacriaceae
Exons: 6
Coding region: 1-627 (208 amino acids)
Source: RefSeq, a predicted model, not a curated record
AUGUCUAGUCAGCCUCAAGGUGGAAGAGGUAUGGACCAGAUUCACGGCAUCUUCUGGGAAUGCCUUUUUGCUAUUUUAGAGCUCAUUGGAAGCACUAGAGAAGACGAUCUAAUUGUGAGGUCUCGAAGUGUGCUACACAGGACAUCCUCACGGAUACAAGUAGCCCUAUAUCUUUCAGGUUUGCAUGAAGACGGUAAAGGAUAUAUCCAUCAACGGAAAGGCGACACUUCUGGGAAAGCCAGAGAUAAGGCGGGGGAGAUACCUAUUCGCAUUCGGGACUCCGACGUAACCCAGAGUUGGGGCAGGAUUUGCCAUGAUGUUGUCGGUAUCGAUUCGCUUGUCACAGAGCAGGAUAAGGUUUUCCCCGGGAGCGGCUCCCUUCCCUCAAUAUGCGCGUUAUUCAGGGACAUACACCACUCAAAUCCCAAUAUUAGGCAGCAGCACGAGAAGGAUGAGGAGACUUGCACCGACAGAUGCAAGCGGAACUUCAGACUGUUCUUGGCACUGGUGCUUCUCAUGAACAGCGGUACCCUGAGUGCGCCCUUUGCUCGAACGAGAAAGCUGCGAGCCUCGGACAAAGAUCCAAGUCGGACUCGUAACUUGAACCACAGAAACUCUCGUCUCUGA